AUGACCUCCAUCUCUUACGUUGAUCAAAUUGACGCGUUUGCGUCAAGGUUUAGUCAAGAUGAUACAUUAGUUCAGAAGUACUCGACGCUUAGUGAGUUGUUUGAUGUUAUUGACUCCAUAACAUCUUCUUCUGAUUAUGAGUAUUUCUUGAAGACAACCAUACCGCUACUUUUAGAACAAUUGCGUGAUGUUCCAGUAUCAUUAAGUUCAAGUUCUGCGGAACAUAAGCUUCGGAACUUUGUAUUGGAAUUGCUAAAUCGGUGUUUAAUGAAUGAAAAGUUUGAGCGAUAUGCAGUGGAUACGACAGAUGUGCUACUGAAAUUCUUACGAGAAGAAAACGAUGAAAACGGGGUAUUAUGUAUGAAGAUUUUGACUUCGUUGUUUAAAUCUUAUAAGCAGCCUUUGCAGGAUAGAGUGGACACUUUAAUAUCGAUUAUACUUGAUAUUUACCGCAAUGUGCCAGCUCUAGUGAAGGAAAUGUUUGAUGAAAAUGGCGAAGGGGGGAUACUGGAUAAUAAGGAUGAAUUUACUCCAAUGCCACAUGACAUGGACUCCGAAUCUGGUACAACCCCAAAGGAAUUUAGGAAUACAAUGUAUUCUUUAAAAAGUUUGGCAGAAUGCCCUAUUACUAUGGUUACACUUUACUCAUCUUAUAAACAUUUAUCUACAACUUCGUUGCCACAUUUUCUUCCUUUAGUGAUAGAUCUGUUGACUUUGGAAGUGGAGCAACAGAAGAGAGCUCGUGAAAUUGCCGAAGCUCACGGUGAAAGACUAAUCAAUAUGAAUCCUGAAAUAAAAAAUAGAGCUGCCUUUUUUGAAUUCAUAUUAGCUCAAAUAAAAGCGACAUCUUUUCUGGCAUAUGUAUUUAUUAGAGGCCAUGCUCCAGAACUCUUACAGAACCAUGUAUCUGUGGUGCCAGAUUUAGUGAUGAGAUUAUUACAAGAUUGUCCUAGCGAAUUAUCAACAACGAGGAAAGAGCUGUUACAUGCGACACGACAUAUUUUAUCCACUAAUUAUAAGAAGCUUUUCCUGCCUAAAAUAAACUUGAUGUUUGAUCAGCGGUUGUUGAUCGGGGACGGGUUUACCUCUCAUGAAACUUUAAGGCCUUUGGCCUACAGUACAGUUGCGGACUUUAUUCAUAAUGUGAGAGGAGAACUGCAGCUUGAUGAGAUUGAGAAAACCGUAACCAUGUACACAAAAUUCCUGUCAGACGAUUCUUUAGCAUUGACAGUUCAAAUAAUGAGCGCGAAGCUUUUGUUAAAUCUUGUGGAAAGGAUUUUAAAACUUGGCAGGGAAACUCCUCAACAUGCACCAAGGGCGAAAAAGCUACUGAUGGUUAUAAUAGAUUCUUACGCAACUAGGUUCAAGAACUUGAAUAUACAAUACGAAAAUAUUCUAAGAAACCAUAGGAUAUAUGAACAAAACAAAGCAAAGAAGGCAGAGGAAAUACAGAAAAGAAUGGAAGCUGAUAAUAAAGUUACGGAAGAAUUUCUAAAACAAUUACUUAAUAAUAAGGAUGAACUCAUACCACAGAUGGAUUCCAACCCAGUCGACGGUGAUGGAGAUGUUAAAAUGGAUGACACAGAUGGAAGUGUUGGCAUCUUUGAGCUAAAAAACUGUGCCCCAAUAUUAUUAGCUGCACCAUCAACCAGUGAUCCUCUUAAGGACGCCUUUUACUUGUAUCGUACUUUACUAUCUUUUUUAAAGACAAUUGUGCAUGAUGUUAAAGUGUUUAAUCCUCCGUCGAACGAAUUAACGACCAUGAAUCCGAAAAUGUGGUCUGCCCUGUCUAGGGUUUUUAGCUAUGAAGAAGUUCUUAUUUUAAAGAAGUUAUUCCAUGAAUGUGUAGCUGGACUUUAUCUGUUUUCCAAUAACCCAGGGACAAGUAAUAAACCCGAGAAGAAAUAUUUUGAUAUUACUACUCCAAGUUUGCCAGUUUCUGCAACAAAAGAUGGUAGGGAAUUGAUGGAUUACUUUGCUAUCAUAUUUAUGCAAAUUGAUAGCCCUACUUUCAAUGAGAUUGUUGAAAGUGAGAUUGAGUUCAUGUAUGAGUCUAUGCUUCAUGAUUCCGCUCUCCUUCAUGUUGCGCAGUCAUUUUUAACAAGUGAGGUAACAUCUCCAAAUUUCACGGGCAUACUGCUUAGAUUCUUAAAAUCGAAAUUACAGCAGCUUGGUAAUGUUGACAGUAAUAAGUCUAAUAUAUUGAUACGUUUAUUCAAGUUAUCAUUCAUGUCUGUCAAUCUAUUCCCAGCUGGCAAUGAGGCUGUCCUUUUACCGCAUCUAAAUGAUUUGAUUUUAGACUCAAUAAAAUAUUCUACUACUGCUCAAGAACCACUUGUCUAUUUCUAUGUGAUAAGAACACUGUUCAGAAGUAUUGGUGGUGGAAGAUUUGAGAGUUUGUACAGGUCGAUUAAGCCAAUUUUGCAGGUAUUACUGCAAUCAUUAAACAGAAUGAUUUUAAUUUCACGGCGUCCACAUGAGAGAGAUUUGUAUGUGGAAUUAUGCUUAACGGUGCCGGUACGGUUAAGUGUUCUGGCUCCAUAUUUGCAUUAUUUGAUGAGACCAUUAGUGUAUGCCCUCCAAGGGUUCCCAGAAUUAAUUACACAAGGUCUAAGAACUUUGGAGCUGUGCAUAGAUAACUUGACUGCAGAAUACUUUGAUCCAAUAAUCGAGCCAGUUGUCGAGGAUGUUCUUAACGCUUUAUUCAAGCUGCUGAAACCUCAGCCCUUUAACCACCAGAUAAGUCAUACCGCUGUAAGAAUCUUAGGUAAAUUGGGUGGAAGAAACCGCCGAUUCCUAAAACCUCAUUCAGAUCUCAAGGUCAAAGGAGAGUUGGAUAUUGCUGUCGAUGCUUUAUUCAAGAUACACGGUUUCAGCGACAAAGUUCCAUUGUCCAUCACAACAGGAAUUAGUUCCGCUUUGGAUAUUUUAUAUGAUUACCGAAUUGAUCUGCACUACCGGGAAAGUGCUUUCAAGUACUUAACAACAACUUUGAAACUUUUUAUUAGUUCAUCUGCAAGUUCAAUCAAAGAAGUUAUCCCAAGUGUACAUGCGGCUGUACAAGAACUAACUGAGGGUAAGCCUGCGGCAGAUGUAUCAUACCCUGAAACACCUGCAAGAGAUAAUAAAACAUUAAACACUCAAGAGAAGCUGCUCUUGAAGCUAUUUGAGGCUUUGUUCUUUGCGACAUCAAUAGAGCAGCUUAGAGAUGGUAGCAAAGAUCUUUUUAUGCACAUAGUGGAUCAUUUUUCUAUACUUCAGCUGCACAAUGCGGUAAUUGAAAAACGCGGAACGCCAGAAGUUUUCACCAUGGAUGCAAAGCAAAGAAACAAUUUGAUUUCUAGUGAAACAGUACUGGAUGGUAUAAUUUUUGGUUUAUCUUCAUAUCUGAGCUCUGCACGAGAGCUUGCUAUUGAAGGUAUCAAAAAAUUAUGUGAAAACAGCAAAAUCAUUUACGGCGAUAAGUUUUUGGAAUAUUCAAGUGUGCCUCUGUUCACCAAGAAUUUAAUCCAUACUUUUUAUGAUGAAGCAUACUAUAAUAAGAUUGCCGGUGUUUUAGGUAUUAAGACACUAGUUGAAGAUCUUCAAGUAUCAGUGGACUAUCUAAGGAAAUUUCAAUUUGAACUUGUUACUGGUUUAUUAUUUGUUUUAAAGGAUACACCCGAAGAGGCCCCAGAGCUUAUUUGUAAUGGUGCUGAGGAACUAAUACUAACUAUAUUGAGUAAAACAUGUGAUGGCAUUAGUGAAAAGGACCUCAACGAAAAACGGCUGCAAAAUUCCUUAACAGAUCUUGUAUGUGAAUUAAGCAAUCAGAAUGAAAAGGUAAGAAAGACUUGUCAGUUAGCAUUGCAAACAGUCUCUGAUGUAACCCAGAUAAAAGUGUCAAAGUUAAUGGAGCACUCUAAGAACUUUUUACUUUCCCCAAUUUUUGCAAAACCUCUGAGGGCUCUACCUUUUCCGAUGCAAAUUGGAAAUGUAGACGCUGUAAUUUACUGCCUAAGUCUUCCAGACACAUUUUUGGAUUUCAAUGAGGAGUUGUUACGUUUGUUACAUGAAGCAAUUGCUUUGGUUGACGCUGAAGAUGUUUCGUUAGCAACUAUUCCUAGAAUAACCGAAUACCAGACUUCUAGACAACUGAUCAAGUUACGUGUGGUCUGUAUCCGGCUACUAGCGCUAUCUUUGAAGAGUGACAAAUUCUCAUAUUCACAACAGGGAAGUAUCAGAAUUAGAAUUUUGGCAGUGUUCUUUAAGACAAUGUUAAAAACAUCACCAGAAAUCAUCGAGGCUACAUACCUUGGGUUAAAAGAAAUACUAGCAGAGAAUUCUAAACUUCCUAAAGAACUUUUACAGAAUGGUUUAAAGCCAAUGCUGAUGAAUUUAUCUGACCAUCAGAAACUUACUGUUCCUGGACUCGAGGCUCUAGCUCGGUUAUUAGAACUUUUAAUUGCUUACUUUAAGGUUGAGAUUGGUAAAAAGUUGCUUGAUCAUCUUGAUGCAUGGUGCAGAAUCGGUGUAUUAGACACACUAUUUGGGAAGGACCUACAUGAACAGGUGCCGACAAAGAUAAUCUCUAGUAUCAUCAAUAUCUUUCAUUUAUUACCUCCACAGGCGGAUUUAUUUUUGGAUGACCUUGUUUUGAAAUUAAUGUUGAUGGAGAGAAGGUUAAGAUUGCAGAUGGAUUCUCCGUUCAGAGUUCCACUGGCCAAAUAUCUUAAUAGGUUUUCGAAUUCUGUUCUUACGUACUUCAAGCGAAAUUUGACUUCAAGGCAAUUAGUUUUGUUGUUUUGUUCCAUAAUCCAGAAGGAAGAAGCUCGUGAUCUAGCAGCGACAUUUGAAUCAGACUUGGAUGAGUUUAAUCAAUAUUAUGUUGACAGUAUACCAAAUAAUAGAACCAGGGUAGUGAGCUUUUUUGCGAAUUCAGUUGACUUAUUUAACGUUUUUGCAAAGAUUAACGAUGACAAGUGGUUUGUUGAGCACAGUACCAUGUUAUUCAAGCUCAAGAACAUGUUAAGCUUGACAUUGACGAUCAUAAAUGAAGAUAAAUUUGAUUAUGACACAGUGCUAUUAAGCCAGUCAAUUGAAAAGUUCCAGGCGUUAUAUUGGCGUUAUAUGUAUCUAAACGUUGCCGAUCCGACACUGCUACUUUCCAUUAUAGAAUUUUCUCACCUAGCUGGAUUACAACUCGAUCAUUCAUACGCCCAAUAUAUUUACGACAAUAUUGUUGCAACUGAUGAUAUUGAUCAAAAAUUAUUAUACCUCAAGGCAUCGUUAGGUUUUUGCACUAGCGAUAAGCCUUUAGAGGCAAGCAUAUAUGUUUUGAAGCAUAUUAUUAACGCAACUUUUAUUUAUGAAGGUCAUGUUAAGGGUUCACUUUCGCGUUUUGUUAAAGACAAGUCAGAAACUCCUGGUUGGUUGCAAUAUUUUUAUGAGCGUAUCUGGAGAAAUCCUAGCAACGUAAUGAGGACUGACCUUGCCGGAAGGUAUGAUGCAUUCCGUUUUGAGUUAUUGCAAUUGUCAGCAAUAUUGAUUAAGUUUUCGCCAGAAUUAAUAUCCGAUAUUCGCAAGGAUAUUAUUAAGUUUGCAUGGAAUUUCAUAAAGUUAGAGGAUAUUCAAGUGAAACAGGCGGCAUAUAUGGUUACUGCAUACUUUAUAGCGAACUUUGACUUCCCGGUGAAAAUUGUAACUCAGAUUUUUGUAGCCAUAUUGAGAUCUUUCCAGAUUGAGGCUCGCUAUAUGGUAAAACAGUCUUUAGAUCUUUUGACUCCCGUUAUGCCUGAAAGACUUGCGUCUUCUGACCAGCCCAAGGCCUGGAUUAAUUGGGUAAGAAGGGUUAUUUCCGAAAGCAAUUCCCAUCAAAGUGCUGCAGUAUACCAAUACUUGGUAAAUCAAAAGGAUCAAUUUUUUGAGGACAGAGACUUGUUUAUACCCAACUUGAUUAGCCACAUUGGUAAGCCAAUAUUAUUAGCCAAUCCAUCUAUUGAAAACCAGGUUUUGGCAGUUAAUAUCGCAGAACUGAUAUUAUACUGGGAAAGGAAAGCAAUGGAACAGAGACCAUCUAAAGAUCAUGAAGAUGAUGUAGAAAUGGAUUCUGGCGGUGGUGGUGUAAUAUCUACUUCUCUUGCCCAACGUGAAGCUUUUGCCGCCUUUUUGGUUAGGUUCAUAUGUGUCAGCAAUCAUAGGGCUCGGGAGACUGAACUAGGCUCUCGUGCUUUAAACAUUCUAUCUGAGUUAUUAUCGACCGGUUAUUUACCAGAUGCUGUUGUUAAGUUAUCAUUUUUUGAAAAGUUUCUGGUUCAACAAGACCUGCAAUCUCCUAAUCUGUUGUUCUACUGUAUGAAUGCUUUAGAUGUCCUAGACGUCAUCUUUAAAAACAAGGAACCGUCAUGGAUUGUGAGUAAUCUACCUAUCAUCCAGAACCUCCUAGAAAAGUGUAUUAAUGUAAGUCAUCAUGAUAUACAGGAGGUAUUGCAGAAGGUCAUCAGUACCGUGUUGAAGGUCCUCAAAGAUUCAGAUGUAUCCUUUGAAGCUGAAGAAGAAGAAGUUCCUGCGAAAACUUUUGUAAACACUAUUGUAUCGACCAUUAUUGAGGAUCUGAAUGGAACAUCUUCUGUGGCCGCAGGUGUUACACUAGCUUGGGUAUUAUUUAUGUACUUUCCUCAACAAAUUGAUCCACAUUUGCCACUAAUGAUGAGAACGUUUAACAAACUGUGCAAGGAUCAUCUGACAAUAUCUCAACCGAAGGAUGCAGCAGCCAUUGAAGAAGCAAAAAUCACCACAAAACUUUUGGAAAAGAUGUUUUAUCUAUUAUCCAUGAGGAUUUCAGUCUUGGGGGAUGCACGGAGGCCCUUCUUGUCUACAGUGGCAUUGCUCAUUGAUCGAUCAAUGGAUCAGAGAUUUUUGCAAAAGAUUGUCACAAUGGCAAGAACUUGGGUGUUUACUAAUGAUAUCUUUCCAACCGUGAAAGAAAAGGCUGCUAUACUUACAAAAAUGCUUGCAUUCGAAAUUCGUGGAGAACCCACACUCUGUAAACAGUUCUACCAUAUCAUUUUAGAGCUAUUUGAGAACAAAAACUUCAAUAAUAGUGAAAUAACAGUUCGCAUGGAGCAACCUUUCCUAGUGGGAACGCGAGUAAGUGAUAUACCAAUAAGAAAGAAAUUGAUGUCAAUAUUGGACGCAAGCUUGGAGCAAGACAUUAGAGAAAGGUUGUACUACGUUAUACGCGACCAAAAUUGGGAAUAUAUUGCAGACUACAUGUGGUUAAACCAAGGUUUACAAUUGCUGUUUGGCGCUUUUGACAAAGAACAUACAUUAGCGAUUAAUACAGAGUUCUUAAUUACUCCACUUACAGCUAUCAAGGAGAUUUUUCCCGAUGAGGUGGAGGAAACCGUACAGGUUGGCAAUAACACAUUAACCGCUUUCUUAGAUAACCAUGGUAAAUUUUUGGAGACAAUUAACACGAUUAAAUGUAAAGACCUCAUUGAGCCUCUAAUUGAACUUUUCUACCAAAGCUCAACAGCUGUUUAUAGGACAUGGGUUGCAAUUUUCCCCGUUGCUUAUAAAUCUAUUCCAAGGAACGAGAAGUACGGUUUCAUUCGCUCUUUGGUAUCCCUUCUUUCAAAAGAUUACCAUUCAAAACAGGCAAAUUCGAGACUCAAUGUUGUCAAUAUCCUUCUAGAUUCCGUUACCAAGGCAGAGUCACUUGAACUUCCUCCUCAUCUCAUAAAGUAUCUUGCUUCCUCGUACAAUUCUUGGUACCAAUCUAUUAAUAUCUUAGAAUCCAUGGAAGAGAGUGGCUUCAUUGAUAACACGAAGAUUGUUGAAGCCAAUGAAGACGCAUUACUGGAGUUGUACGUGAGUUUACAGGAGGAGGAUAUGUUUUAUGGUUUAUGGCGUAGGAAAGCAAAAUACACGGAGACCAACAUUGCUUUGUCAUAUGAGCAAAUCGGCCUUUGGGAUAGAGCUCAACAAAUGUACGAGACUGCCCAGGUGAAAGCUCGUAGUGGUGCAUUACCUUAUUCGGAAUCUGAGUACUCAUUAUGGGAAGAUAAUUGGAUACUUUGCGCUGAGAAGCUACAAAAUUGGGAUGUUUUGACAGAACUGGCAAAACAUGAAGGAUUUACAGAUUUAUUGUUGGAAUGUGGAUGGCGUGUUGCAGAUUGGAAUUCAGACAAAGAGGCUUUAGAGCAAUCUAUAAAGAGUGUUAUGGAUGUUCCAACUCCACGUAGGCAGAUCUUUGAGACAUUUUUAAACCUGCAAAAUUUUGCUGAAAACAAUAAAUCAGAUCAAGAUAUUAGAAGACUAUGUGAUGAAGGUAUUCAGUUAAGUUUACACAAAUGGUCUUCAAUGCCAGAAAGGUUUACACCUGCGCAUAAGUUCUUGUUACAUGCAUUUCAACAGUACAUGGAAUUCAUGGAGGCUGCUCAAGCAUACGCUAAUUUGGCUACUACCACAGUUCAAAAUCUGGAAACAAAAGCUCAAGAGAUCAAAAGAGUGCUGCAAUCGUGGAGGGACCGUUUACCGAACAUUUGGGAUGAUAUUAAUAUAUGGAAUGAUUUAGUGACAUGGCGGCAACACGCUUUCCAUGUCAUUAACAAUGCCUAUUUGCCGCUGGUUCCUGUACUGCAACAACCAAAUAGCAAUAGUAAUAUAAGCACACAUGCUUACCGUGGUUAUCAUGAAAUUGCUUGGGUUAUAAAUAGAUUUGCCCAUGUCGCUAGAAAACAUUCCAUGCCGGAUGUUUGUAUUGGCCAGUUAGCAAGAAUCUACACCUUACCAAAUAUUGAAAUUCAGGAGGCUUUUUUGAAGCUCCGCGAACAGGCAAAAUGUCACUAUCAAAAUAUGAAUGAGUUGACAACUGGGCUUGAUGUUAUUAGUAAUACUAACUUGGUUUACUUUAGUACCGUCCAGAAGGCUGAAUUUUUUACACUUAAAGGAAUGUUCUUGUCAAAACUCAGGGCACACGAUGAAGCUAACCAAGCUUUUGCAACAGCGGUGCAAAUAGAUUUGAAUUUGGCGAAAGCAUGGGCGCAAUGGGGAUUUUUCAAUGACCGUCGUUUGUCGGAAGAACCUAACAACAUAAACUUCGCCAACAAUGCAAUUAGCUGCUAUCUACAAGCUGCAGGUCUAUACAAGAGCUCUAAAACCCGAAGGUUAUUAUGCAGAGUACUAUGGUUAAUUAGUAUGGAUGACGCUUCAGCUUCUCUUGCUCACGCUUUUGAAUCUUUCCGUGGAGAAGUCCCCGUGUGGUACUGGGUGACUUUUAUUCCUCAAUUAUUAACAUCACUUUCACAUAAGGAAGCUAAACUUGUUCGCCAGAUUUUAAUACGUAUAGCCAAGAGCUAUCCACAAACCUUGCAUUUCCAAUUGCGUACUACUAAAGAAGAUUUUGCUGUAAUACAGCGUCAGACUAUGGCUGCUGUAGCAAAAUCUCGUUUGCAAUCAGAGAAUGAUAAUCACCAAACUGAUGAUAAAGCUGCCCGUCAGCCAUGGGAGUAUUUGGAAGAGUUAAACGGUAUCCUUAAAACGGCUUAUCCAUUGUUAGCCUUAUCCUUGGAGUCUUUAGUUGACCAAAUAAAUCAAAAAUUCAAAACUUCACCAGAUGAGGACUUGUUCCGGUUGGUCAAUGUAUUGCUGAUUGAUGGUACCUACAACUAUAAUCGUUUGCCAUAUCCAAGGGAGAAGCCUAGACUACCUUCAAAUACCGAAGCAAAUCUAGUCAGAUUUUCUGAGAAUCUUUUGCCGCCCCAUAUUAGAGUGAAGUUCAACGCAGAUUUCAUCGACAGUAAGCCUGAUUUUGACACCUACAUAAAAAGAUUGCGCCACUGGAGAAAUAGAUUGGAAGAAAAGUUGGAUAAAGCACCCAAGGUAGAGAAUAUGGAAAAUAUUUGCCCUCAUUUAAGCAAUUUCCACCAUCAGAAGUUCGAAAACAUUGAAAUCCCUGGACAAUACUUACUAAACAAAGAUAAUAACAAUCACUUCGUAAGGAUUGCGAGGUUUUUGCCAAACGUUGACUUUGUUCGUGGAACGCAUUCCUCAUACAAGAGAUUAACUAUACGAGGACAUGAUGGUAGUUUACAUUCAUUUGCUGUUCAGUAUCCUGCUGUACGCCAUUCUAGACGGGAAGAGCGGAUGUUCCAAAUGUUUAGGCUGUUCAACGAAACACUAUCAAAGAAUGUACAGGCUAGGCGCCGUGAUAUACAAUUUACAUUACCAAUUGCUGUGCCUUUGUCUCCGCAAGUGAGAAUCAUUAAUGAUCAUAAAUCCUUGGUAACUUUGCAUGAAAUAUACAAUGAUUACUGUGCAAAGCAGAAAAUGGACCGGGAUGCUAUACAAGACUUCAUCACUGAGCAAUUGGAUGUUGCUUAUCAUAAAGCAUUACCUACUCCUGAUAUAACUGCCGUCAGAGUUGAGAUAUUCAGUUCUAUCCAAUCAAUGUUCCUUCCAUCGACUGUCCUAAAAGACUACUUUAGGACGCUUUUCACUGACUUUGAAGAUUUUUGGUUGUUUAGAAAACAGUUUUGCUCUCAAUAUGGCGCGUUUGUUUUCAUGUCAUACAUGAUGUCGAUAAACAAUCGUUCACCUCACAAGAUCUUUAUCAAUGAAAAGUCUGGUAAUGUUCAUACACUAGAGAUGUUACCAGCGAGAUAUCAUUACGAGCGAGUUCGGCAAUUUGUUAAAUCUUUCGAAGCCAGCAUACCAAGCGACGCCCCAGUGUUCCAUAAUAAUGAAACCGUUCCUUUCAGAUUAACACCUAACAUUCAAAAACUGAUCGGAGAAUCUGCAAUGGAAGGCAUUUUUGCAGUUAAUAUCUUCGUUAUUGCUCGUGCCUUGUUAGAACCAGACUACGAGUUGAAUACAUAUCUGUCAUUGUUUAUUCGUGACGAGGUUAUUUCAUGGUACAGCAGUAUGCAUCGCUCUAUAGUUGAAGAUCCUCAACUGCGUGAAAUUGUUGCUACCAAUGUUGACCUGAUCAGUAGGCGUAUUGCUCAAAUGGGGCAUUUGAGUUCCUCGCCCUCGGUAGCAACUCAAUACGUACUGGAUGCUAUAAGCGCUGCAGUCAGCCCGAGAAACUUGGCAAAAGCGGACCAAAGCUUUAUGCCUUGGUUGUGA
Messenger RNA from Eremothecium sinecaudum, 11109 nucleotides. RefSeq names its product histone acetyltransferase TRA1 (gene TRA1). Bases 1 to 11109 code for a protein of 3702 amino acids. Gene Ontology annotation, cellular component: nucleus; NuA4 histone acetyltransferase complex; SAGA complex. NCBI's taxonomy places the organism in Eukaryota, Fungi, Ascomycota, Saccharomycetes, Saccharomycetales, Saccharomycetaceae. The record is from RefSeq and is a predicted model, not a curated record. The transcript has a single exon. Gene Ontology annotation, biological process: DNA repair; regulation of DNA-templated transcription. Gene Ontology annotation, molecular function: transcription coregulator activity; protein binding.